AUGUCGCACAAUAAUUCUUCUAAUGUUGGCCUGUCAUCGACUCUCCAUCGAAAAUGGAAAGCCGACUGCUCCGAGAUUGUGAAAGGAAACGAGGCCGAGAUCAAACGCGUGGUGAGAAUACUAAGUCAUCAGCGCAUGAUUAUUAACCAUAAGCCUAAGAAACCACUGAUGCCGCUAGAUAUUGAUGUCUUGAGGUGGACUCAAGAUUGCACAACUUUUAGGCGUAUCGGAGAUUAUCCACAGUAUCCCUUGUCCGAGGAAGAGUCGGCUUUCCCUAUAGCUUACAUUAUGGUGGUCCACAAGCAAUCAGCACAGGUGGAACGCCUCUUGAGGGCGAUCUAUCAGCCUCAGAACAUUUACUGCAUCCACAUCGACAAUAAAUCGCCCGAGGACUUUAAAGGCGCCGUCGCGGGUUUCGCCAGGUACUUCGAAAAUGUCUUCGUGGCAUCCAGGACUGUGUCGGUGCAAUAUGCAGGAUUCACGCGCCUUUUGGCCGACAUCAACUGUAUGAAGGACCUGACGGGACCCACAGCGCUCGGUUACCCGUGGAAGUACGUGAUCAACCUCAGUGGGCAGGACUUUCCUCUGAAGUCCAACUUGGAGAUAGUGAGGAAACUCCAAUCUUACGAUGGCCACAACGAUAUUUGUGUAGAUGAGCCUCCUUCGUAUAAGCGAAAAUGGACGGGCUAUCACCACGUGGUAGAGGACGGGCACGUUGUGAGAACGCGACAGCGCAAAGAGCCGGCUCCUCAUAACAUGACGGUUUACGCCGGUUUGGCCUACUACAUCGCCAGUCGCCGGUUUGUCGAUUAUGUCUUGAACAAUCAGACGGCCAAGGAUCUGCUGGAGUGGACCAAAGACACAUACAGCCCGGACGAAAAUUACUGGGCGACCCUCCAAGCAGCUAAAGGGACUCCGGGUGGACGCUGGCAGGCUCCAAAUGGGACGGCUGUGCGCUUCAUUCGCUGGUUUGGCCGCUAUAAGGUGCCAGUAUGCCGCGGACACACCAUCAGGUCAAUAUGUGUAUUCAGCAUGGGGUAUGUUCAGUAUCUUGUGUCCCAGAUACAUCUCUUUGCUAAUAAGUUUGACUACACAUUUGAUCCAGUGGCUUUGCAGUGUUUGGAAGAGCACAUUGAGAACAAUACUCGCCAUACAAUCACAAAUCAUGAGAGCACGGUCUCAACAACUACCUAAAACAUUAAUAUCUGACAUGACCGACGACCUGAACUCUAACUUUUCA
Patiria miniata (bat star) is the source of this 1240-nucleotide messenger RNA. Its product is annotated as beta-1,3-galactosyl-O-glycosyl-glycoprotein beta-1,6-N-acetylglucosaminyltransferase-like. The coding region runs from base 1 to 1194 and encodes 397 amino acids. Lineage: Eukaryota; Metazoa; Echinodermata; Asteroidea; Valvatida; Asterinidae. Gene Ontology annotation, cellular component: membrane. Gene Ontology annotation, molecular function: acetylglucosaminyltransferase activity. The record is from RefSeq and is a predicted model, not a curated record. The transcript has a single exon.